CCAGGCAGCUGGCGGUCGCGGGUCUCCAGGGCGGCGACUGCCCACAAACAUGGCGGCGCCCUGCUCAGCUUCUCCCCGCCGGGGCCGCCAGGCCAGGCGAGUCUUGCCAGGACUCGGGGACUUCCUCCGCGAGCCGGCUUCCUGCACGACUGGCAUUUAAACCGGCACCUGGGGCUGCAGGCUGCGGCUGCGGAUGCUGAGUUGUCUGCGGGCUGGGCAGCGCCGUCGCCUCCCCUGAGCCUCCGGCGCAGGCGGCAGCGGAGCCCAAGCAUCCCUUAACUGCCCCCGAGCCAAAGCUGGAGAGAGCUGGGGGAGACCGGGGACCCUGGCAUCUGGCAUUUUAAUUACAGGUUUGACUUUUUUCCGCCAAGAUCGCAGCCCUCCUGCUCAGCCCAGAUAUUUUUCCUCCCUCCGGCCUUGGUUGCUGGAUGAAGCCGGGGCUGGGCUUGGUCCCGGGAGCAGGAGAAGAAAGCGUUCCCGUCCCCUCGCGGUCGCCCCAGGGAUUCCCGAGCCCCGCGCCCCGGCCAUGGUGAGGCUGAGCCCCGCGCUCCGGUGAGGCGGCGGCGCGGCUCGGAUCCUGGCGGUCCCGCCCUAAGGGACACCUUCCGCAAGGAGCCGAGGGUGCGCGACGCGGGGCUCCGCGCCCUCCUGCUGGGACUGGGCACCGGGUGGUGAGCAGCGGCCACGAUGUUCAGCUGGCUGGGUUCCGACGACCGCCGGAAGAAGGAACCCGAGGUCUUCCAGACCGUGAGCGAGGGGCUCAAGAAACUCUACAGGACCAAGCUGCUGCCCCUGGAAGAGCACUACCGCUUCCAUGAGUUUCACUCCCCUGCCCUGGAGGAUGCCGACUUUGACAACAAGCCCAUGGUCCUGCUGGUGGGCCAGUACUCCACCGGGAAGACCACCUUCAUCAGGUACCUGCUGGAACAGGAUUUCCCAGGCAUGAGGAUCGGGCCGGAGCCGACCACGGACUCCUUCAUUGCAGUGAUGCAGGGGGAAAUAGAGGGCAUCAUUCCUGGGAACGCCCUGGUGGUGGAUCCCAAGAAACCCUUCCGGAAGCUGAACGCCUUUGGCAAUGCCUUCCUGAACAGGUUCGUGUGUGCCCAGCUGCCCAACCCGGUGCUGGAGAGCAUCAGUGUCAUCGACACACCCGGGAUCCUCUCUGGGGAGAAGCAGAGGAUCAGCCGAGGGUAUGACUUUGCCGCCGUCCUGGAGUGGUUCGCCGAGCGGGUCGAUCGCAUCAUCCUGCUCUUCGACGCCCACAAGCUGGACAUCUCUGAUGAGUUCUCAGAAGUCAUCAAGGCCCUGAAGAACCACGAGGACAAGAUGCGGGUGGUGCUGAACAAGGCUGACCAGAUCGAGACGCAGCAGCUGAUGCGGGUGUACGGGGCCCUCAUGUGGUCCCUGGGGAAGAUCGUGAAUACCCCGGAGGUGAUCCGGGUCUACAUCGGCUCCUUCUGGUCCCACCCCCUUCUCAUCCCAGACAACCGGAAGCUCUUUGAGGCCGAGGAGCAGGACCUGUUCAGAGACAUCCAGAGCCUGCCUCGAAACGCUGCCCUGCGCAAGCUGAACGACCUCAUCAAGAGAGCCAGGCUGGCCAAGGUCCACGCCUACAUCAUCAGUUUCCUGAAGAAGGAGAUGCCCUCCGUGUUCGGAAAGGACAACAAGAAGAAGGAGCUGGUGAACAACCUGGCCGAGAUUUAUGGCCGGAUCGAGCGGGAGCACCAGAUCUCACCUGGGGACUUUCCCAACCUGAAGAGAAUGCAGGACCAACUGCAAGCCCAGGACUUUAGCAAAUUCCAGCCACUGAAAAGCAAGCUGCUGGAGGUGGUGGAUGACAUGCUGGCCCACGACAUCGCCCAGCUCAUGCAGCUGGUGCGCCAGGAGGAGACACAGCGGCCCAUCCAGAUGGUGAAGGGCGGCGCGUUUGAGGGCACCCUGCAUAGCCCCUUCGGGCACGGCUACGGGGAGGGGGCCGGGGAGGGCAUCGAUGAUGCGGAGUGGGUGGUGGCCAGGGACAAGCCCAUGUACGACGAGAUCUUCUACACCCUGUCGCCAGUGGAUGGCAAGAUCACGGGCGCCAACGCCAAGAAGGAGAUGGUGCGCUCCAAGCUGCCCAACAGCGUGCUGGGCAAGAUCUGGAAGCUGGCCGACAUCGACAAGGAUGGCAUGCUGGAUGACGAGGAGUUCGCCCUGGCCAACCACCUCAUCAAGGUCAAGCUGGAAGGGCACGAGCUGCCCAACGAGCUGCCUGCCCACCUCAUACCCCCAUCCAAGAGGAAAGCUGACGAGUGAUGGGAGGCAGGGAGCUUCAAAGCAGGCAUCUGUGAGAGGAGACGGGAGAGACAAUCACACACACACACACACACACGUGCGCACACACACAUACACGUUGAGAAGGGCACUGCGGAUAAGAGGGGACGAUGGUCCCCAGGUUUCCAGGUGAUCUUUAAGUGGACACGUCUCCAAGUUCUCAGCUUUGGUUGAACCACAGGAGCACUCCCAGGGUCCCGAGGUGUCAAGCCUAGGUCUCCAGCCCCCUCUCCCUUCCCUAUUCCACUGCCCAGAGACAUGCCUUCUCCCUCCGAGGCAGUUCACUGGGCCACAGAUGGCCCACCCACCUCCAGAUUCCCCGGACUCAGAGCAGAUGGAAGGGGCUUUUCACCAAAUAGGCAAUCCGUUUUUAUUUCUGCGCGUUCCCCCCCCCUCCCGCCCCCCGCUCUUUGGCUUCCUAAGAUGAAAUCUGCUGUGGGGGAAGGGGGCCUGCUGCAGGGAGGGGGCGCCGCCAGAGAGAAGCAUCCUCAGGGAAUUGGCCCUGAGCCCGGCCUUCCCCAGGCUGAGGCUCUGCCUGCCUCAGCCAACCUGGCUUUGAAACCUGCUUGCCCUUCAUUUCAAAGAAUCCCUGAGCCAGAGAGAAAAGAGGAACACCUGGCAGGAAAUUCAGCAAAGAAACUGUCUUGUCAGCCUCUGCUCUCAUGGCCAGUCGAGGUGGUUUUAGUCCACAGACUGUGUGAGAUUCCUGUUUCUCCCACCUGGCCUCUGUGUUUGGAUGCUUGUACUUGACUCGCAUUUAUCCAGCCCUUUUCGACGCCUGGGGCGUGUCAGGCGCUUUACACACAGUAUCCCGUGGGGCCCUCACCACACUCCUAGGAUGUGUGUGUUAGUCCCUCAGAUCUGCAGAGAGGAGCCUGAGACUCAGAAUCUAGGCGACCCUCCCAGAGUCACAGAGCUCGCAUGUGACAGAACCAGGGCCGUGGCCUCUUCCCCCUGCCGUGAUGACACGCGGGACCUCAGCAUUGCUGGCCAAUGACAAGCCUGGGGGAACAAGCUGAGCAUGCAGGCUCCCCAUGGCUCCCCAGAGCAGGCGGCGAGGGAGGAGGGCCAGCCAGCGUGUGCUGGGCCAUCAGUCUGGCCAUCUGUCACAUCACAGAAGCAAAUCGUGCCUUGUGACGAUGCGUGCGCACCCCCCACCCUCCCCCCUUGUCCCUCAACUCGCAGAAGUCCAACAGCACCAGCAGGCGAGUGGGCUGGCCUGCUGGGUGCUGUUGGCCUCUGUCUCUGCUCCACCUCCCUCCCACCAGCCUGAAUCAUCCCACCUCACAUGCCGCCACCAACUCUUACCAAGGGGGUCCUCCUGUUGAUUCUCAGCAGGCCGACUUGAGAGGUCCGAGGUUGUGUCCCCUACAGGACCCCCACAACUCUGCAGUGUCCUUGACAAGUCCCCACCAUUCUCAGUGCCCCACAGCCUCCCUCAUGGUCUCUCCCUUGGCUUGCUUUGUGGCCAAUGAACCAGUCACUUUGUAUGCUCUGCUCCUACUGUGAUGGGAAACCAAAACAAGUAUAACUUAUUUUGUACCUAUGUUCCGACUAUAUAGAGAAUAUUCUAUGUAUCUAUGAUGUGAUUACUACUGCAGUGCAUUUGUCAUUAGUAUUCAGGUUAAUAUAGCACAUUUAUCCUUUGGUA
This is a messenger RNA of Phacochoerus africanus (Common warthog), 3964 nucleotides long. It is a transcript of the gene EHD3, whose product is annotated as EH domain containing 3. The record is from RefSeq and is a predicted model, not a curated record. NCBI's taxonomy places the organism in Eukaryota, Metazoa, Chordata, Mammalia, Artiodactyla, Suidae. Gene Ontology annotation, cellular component: plasma membrane; cytoplasm. Gene Ontology annotation, molecular function: protein binding; GTP binding; calcium ion binding. Gene Ontology annotation, biological process: endocytosis; endosomal transport.